ACUUAUUUAGUCUGUGGCUGACUGCCUGUGGUUUUGCUUGUAAUUUUUUGACCGGCCUCCGAAUUUUACGAAAGCUAAUUUCCUUUACAAUAUAUUCUGAAUUCAAGUAAUUUUAAAAUUAAAUAUAAUCAGCCAUCAUGACAGUGGACCACGGCGUAGAUAUCUCUAAAGCGGGCGAUCGCGGCGUUCUAAAACGAAUUACAAAGGAGGGCGAAGGUGCCGACACUCCCAACCCUGGGUGCCAAGUUACCGUCCACUACACAGGGACGUUGCUGAACGGAACCAAGUUCGACUCCAGCAAGGAUAGAAACGAGCCGUUCGAAUUUCAACUUGGCAAAGGAGCUGUUAUUAAAGCAUGGGAUAUCGGUGUGGCGACUAUGAAGAAAGGAGAGGUGUGUGUCCUCACUUGCGCGCCAGAAUAUGCAUACGGCGAGGCAGGCAGCCCACCUAAGAUUCCACCAAAUUCUACACUUCAGUUUGAGAUUGAAAUGAUUGACUGGAAAGUAGAAGACCUGAGCCCUGCCAAAAACAAGGGUAUAUUGAGGCAUAUUCUGGAGCAAGGCAAUGGAUUCGAGAGUCCUAAUGACGGUGCUAUUGUUACUGUGGAGUUGGAAGGCAAAUUGGUUGCUGAUGGUAAAGUAUUCGAUAAGAGAACAGUCACGUUUUCGCUUGGAGAAGGCAUCGACAGUAAUAUUUGUGAGGGAAUCGAGAGAGCACUGGAGAAAUUCCUCAAAGAGGAGAAGUCGAGACUCACCAUCCAACCGAAGUAUGCGUUCAAGUCAGAAGGGAAUGCUGAACUCGGCGUGCCUCCCAACUCAGCCGUCGAAUAUACGGUGAAGUUAAAUAAUUUCGAAAAGGCGAAGGAGAGCUGGGCGAUGCUCGGUCCUGAAAAGUUGGAGCAGGCGAAGAUUUUCAAAGAGAAAGGCACUAACUACUUCAAAGCGAGCAAAUUCCAGUUGGCGAUCAAAAUGUACAAGCGGGUAGUGACUUUGCUAGAUGAUUUAGCAGAAGAUUCAAGCGAAACAGAAGAGAACAAAACAGAAGCUAAGGACCUAUUGCUAUCAGCGCACCUUAAUCUCGCUCUAGUGUACCUGAAGGUGACACCAGUUCACCACUUCGAGGCCAGGGAUCACGCAACCAAGGCACUGAAGUUUGACCCCAAUAAUGUGAAGGGUCUGUUUAGGAGAGGUCAAGCGUCGUUGGGCCUAGGUGAGGCUGACGCUGCCCUGAAGGACUUCGAAACAGUUGUGGAUGCUGAACCACAAAACAAGGCGGCCGCUAACCAAGUGAUCGUAUGCCGCGCCACCAUCCAGAAGCAGAAGCAAAAGGAGAAGCAGCUGUACGCGAACAUGUUCGAGAAGUUCGCCAAGAAGGACACGGAGUUGGAGAAGCAGAGAGCUAAAGAAGAGGUGGACGUAAUAGGGGAGAAAGUGGGAGAGUGGGGCGCGGGGGAAGGCGAGUGGACCGACCAGCAAAGAGACCGGAAGCCAACGGAAUUCGAAAAGGAAAAUCCUAACAUCCUCAUGCUAGACAAAGACGGACAGUUCCAGAAUAUGUGAAGUGCAUACCACUGUCUCGUUCUACAUUGGUCACAAGUGUUUUGUCAAUGGUUUGUUAGAGAUAUAUACGUCUAAACAUUCCCGUCUGGAAAGAAUUCGUGUCUGUUAGAAGCUUAGUGCAUUGUGACAUUUUUUUAAUUUUUAUUCAUAAGUGUAAACGGCACUUUGUACAGCUCUGUAAUCUGUAAUUGAUUAUAAUUAUAAAAUAAAAAUAAAACUUAAUAUUGUCAGUUCAGUAAAGUGAUAUUGAAUUCAAAUCGAGAUCAAAUCUAAAUUGUGUUAAUGAAUGUAGUAUUUGCUUUGGAAUUAUAGAGAAUUUCGUGGUCAUAGUUUAUUAUAUUGCCAGCGAUCUCUGUUCAUAUAUGCAUUUCUACUAAUAAUGAAAUCCCUACUAAUAAUUGUUUGUUUGUCCUUCAGGUGUUGUACUGUCCUUAAUUAUAAUAUACCAAACCCGUACGAAAUUGUCAAACUUUAUUGAGCAAACUGAAAUAAGCAACAGCUACACUGUGUCUCUCAAACCUUGUUGGCAAAACCACAGCCAUUCAAAUUAAAGAAUCAGAAAUGUAUUCACCGUAAGAGUUGCAACUGUCUCCGAACCAGCCUCGGAUCACUAUUUUUUUAAGCUGGUCAAAAAAAAUUACAUUCCCCCUCCAGCUAACAUUUUUACAAUAAUAUUAACUUACAAUUUGUCCAAUUAGUAUUGCUGUUAAUUAUGGUUUUUUAACAGUUAUAUCUCCAUUUUCAAAUGUAUUAAAUACAAAAAAAUACUUUUUAAAAGAUGAGUUGUGUAUUCAUCUGCCAAGAUCAUAUUUGCCGCCUCCAGGACUUGCCUCCCGGGGCGUGAACCCGUAUUGCUUCCCCUUAGAUCCGAGGCUGCUCGAAACUACACAGUCUGCUACAGACAGAGAUACUUUUGCAUUUAUAAUAUUAGUAAGGAUUUUGAUAUUACUAGAAUAGAAAGCAGUGGAUAGCUGAGGUGUUAAGUAGGUAUCCAGUAUUGAGGGCUCUUACCUGUAUUUUUUUAUUGGGUUGUUUGGGCUAUUGUCAGGUUUUUGUAACACCUGUAGCACUGCGACCUACAUAGAUCUAUUGUGCUCGCCCAUUUACAGA
Molecule: messenger RNA, 2669 nt
Organism: Achroia grisella
Lineage: Eukaryota; Metazoa; Arthropoda; Insecta; Lepidoptera; Pyralidae
Gene: Fkbp59
Product: FK506-binding protein 59
Exons: 7
Coding region: 138-1559 (473 amino acids)
Molecular function (GO): protein binding; peptidyl-prolyl cis-trans isomerase activity
Source: RefSeq, a predicted model, not a curated record